This is a messenger RNA of Arabidopsis arenosa, 559 nucleotides long. The record is from the annotation of a GenBank genome assembly. Lineage: Eukaryota; Viridiplantae; Streptophyta; Magnoliopsida; Brassicales; Brassicaceae.
AAGAGGCAAGCCGGUUUUCGAAGACUGUCAACAGUAUGUUGCAGCUGAAACCUAGAAUCAUUGAACUGCUCAAAUGUGAGGUGGGCAACGGGAAUUCAGCUUCAUUCUGGUUCGACUCGUGGACUGAUUUUGGCCAGCUAAUAACCUUCCUCGGAGAUGCUGGGCCGAGGCAACUCCACAUAAGAAGAGAUACUUUUGUUGCUGAUGCUUCAAGGAAUGGAGAUUGGACAUUUCCUGCUGCUAGGUCUGAAAAUGCUCAGGCGUUAAUGAUUGCUUUAACUGCUGUUGCGGCGCCUGCUGCGUGCAAUGGCUCUGACAUCUACCUUUGGCGCAAGACCUCUGGUGAAGAUGGAUUCUAUAACCAUGAAGAUGACUCUAGCAAAGAAGUGAGCUUGUAGAAGGAACAGCUAUCAGCCACAAGUGAUAAUUGUAGAUUCUUUGAAAAUAUGUAUAUGGUAUUCAUAUUGAAAUAUUCAAUCUUUAGUCUUUGAUUAUAUGAUUAGUUCACAGUUCACACCCAACAAUUCUCUAAAUUUCAAAAUCAACUAGAAAACUGAAA